This is a messenger RNA of Trichoderma reesei QM6a, 1887 nucleotides long. RefSeq lists its product as uncharacterized. The coding region runs from base 1 to 1887 and encodes 628 amino acids. NCBI's taxonomy places the organism in Eukaryota, Fungi, Ascomycota, Sordariomycetes, Hypocreales, Hypocreaceae. Gene Ontology annotation, biological process: positive regulation of transcription by RNA polymerase II; meiotic cell cycle. The record is from RefSeq and is a predicted model, not a curated record. Gene Ontology annotation, cellular component: nuclear chromosome. The transcript has 3 exons. Gene Ontology annotation, molecular function: DNA-binding transcription factor activity; DNA binding.
AUGACCGACCUCAGAGGAGAGCCUGCCCACUCCAGUUUCUGGUCCACCUACAACGGCUCCGCCCAUCUAGCCAACAGACUGGGCACGACGACUAUGGACUCUGGCUUCCACAGCUCGGCGUCGGCAUCCCCUCUCCCAGGCCGCCCCCGUAGCGGCCAUGAGCAGCCUUACCCCUAUGGGCGUUAUUCCCAGGAAGACUCUGUCGCGUAUGAUCGACACCCACAGCCGAGCCUGUCCGCUCAGCAUGGCUACUCCGGCCUGAAGAGACCUUUCUCGCAGACUGAACCGGCAGCCUAUCAGGAAAUCGUUCAAGACCUGCGGGAGGACGGCUCUCGACUGACGGUGAACCAAGAUCACAAGCUUUUGGCUUUCAGACGAACGCAAGAUAAGCACACCAUCGUGGAUCAACAAGGUCGGAUGCAGCAGCUGGAGCUCUCGGCCCAGCUCCAUGGCAUGUUCUUUCUUUCCGAGAUGCCAUCGACUGCCAGCGACGGAACUGCCCUUCAGCCCGAAUUGACCUGCUACCGAAGAAACCUGUUCCAGAUCAGCGGCUCUCUGAUUACCCCCCGGGGACAGCUCUCCGUGGUUAACGAGAGCAAUGAGACGCUCCCCGUGUCCAGUAUGGAGGUCGCCAUCUCCGCCAUCGAGUCUGUAGAUGGCAACCCUGUUCGUCUUAUUGUCAUCCCGUGGAAGACCCCUCCACCGAAUGCCCCCGAAAUCAACCAGAGCCCGGAUCAGGAGCCUGCCGCCCUCCCUUUGAUCCCUUUCCAGGACGAUGGAUCCGAGCCUGAUGGAGACUACGCCGUCUAUCCCAUUGGCUGGCGUCGCUUGCAGUUCAGAAUCGCUACAGCAAACAACGGUCGACGAAAGGAGCUCCAGCAGCACUUUGUGCUUCACCUCAAGGUGUUUGGAACCUUGUCCGACAACUCCAAGGUUGUCUUGACAGAAGCCACGACGGCUCCUAUUGUAGUACGGGGCCGCAGCCCUCGCAACUUCCAGGCCCGUAAAGAGAUUCCCCUGCUCGGCUCGAGUGCCGGAUCAAGGGGCCAGGCUCUAGUAGAAACUGGCCUGGGGGUUGUCGCUGGAGCUUUGAGCGUCAAGCCUCAAGAGCUCAAGAGAAGUGUGGACAUUCAAGUACCGCGCUCGAGUUUCACCUUUAGUUCUCCCAAAGUCCCGGGAAGUGGACAGCUGAGCUCACUGAGGUCCAAUCAAUAUUCGGCAUGGAGUGCAAGCAGCAGCAAUGCCUCCAUCCCCCAGGUCGCCUCAUCUGGUACGGGCAGCUAUCCUGCGGCGACAAUGGGCACCGAUUCAUACCCCAAAGUGCCCAUCUCGGGCGCGUCAAACUACACAUCAGACCCCCAGGAUGUGGCGCUGCAGUCCUCGAUACCACCGCUGCCUCUUUCGAUGGGGGCAAGUGAGCAAUCGUCAUCGGCUCGCGGGCAGUACACCUACGUGCAACAGCCAGCUUCGGGCUCCCAGCUGCCACCUAGCACGAGCACACCAGCGGUUGGCGGUCAUGCAGAUAGCGCUCUGAGCGUUCCCAGAUAUGUCGACAACGGCCGACCAAACAAGAGUCCACGCCAGAGUGGCCAGCAAUCCGUCCACGGCGCCAAUUCCAUCAGCAGCAGCGAAUCGCCCGAGUACCGAUACGGAUCGUCUACGCAAGCUCCAGCCUCGUCUAGGGAAUACUACCCGCCGUCACAAGCAUGGUCUACCACGACGGCUGGGGAAACUAGUUCGAGCACAGCCUACGCCAGCACCGACGCACGACCGUACCCAUUUCCUCAUGAGCCGUACAAGCCGGGGACAGCAGCUGGCUCCUCAGUCAAGACCGAGUCGCGGGCGCCUUUUGAACCCAUGCACAACUACUCCUGGCAUGGUAAUUAA